AUGGCUGAACGCAAGGUUCUCUCGAAAUACUAUCCACCCGAUUUCGAUCCCAAUGCCAUCACCCGCAAGAAGCCCUCGGGCGAUCGCCGCGCAAAGCCCCAACCAGUCCGCCUGAUGACCCCAUUCUCCAUGAAAUGCGCCCACUGCGGUGAAUUCAUUCCCAAGGGUCGCAAGUUCAAUGCCUCGAAGGAGAUCACCGAUGAGCAUUACAUGAAGGUCAAGAUCAUCAGGUUCCACAUCCACUGCUCGCGUUGCCGCGGCGAAAUCACCUUCAAGACCGACCCCAAGAACAAGGACUACGAGUGUGAACGCGGCGCUAAGCGCAAUUUCGAAGUCUGGCGUGACCCAGCAAACGAGCGCUACCAUGAGACCGAGGAGCAGACCCUCGACCGACUUGAGCAAGAGCAGCUCGAGCUCGAAGAGAAGGUCGAAAAGGACAAGAUGGCAGAUUUGGAGGAGAAAAUGCUCGACUCAAAGCGGGAAAUGCAGAUCGCUGACGCUCUUGACGAGAUUCGCACCCGCAACGCCAGGAUAGAGCGCAACGAGGCACGUGGAGAGGAUGCUGCUUUAGCCACCGUCGCCCAAAAGAAGCUUGACGAGGCUGCUGCUGCGGAGGCUGCCAAGCAGGCCUGGAUUGAGGAGGGCGUCGAGGAGGCUCGGCGGAACUUCAAUGACAUCCAGCGCCGUCACCGCGAGGAGGAGCUAGACAAGGCCCUGAAACAGGCCGAAGAGGAGGAGAAGGCGGCGAAGGCUGAGCAGCUCAAGGCUUGGGAUAAGAAGAGCGUUCUUGCCGACCUCGCCGCUCGCCGUGCCAAGCGGGGAGAAGACCGCGCCAAGCUUCUUGGAUUGAAGAAGCGCUAG
Molecule: messenger RNA, 861 nt
Organism: Penicillium bovifimosum
Lineage: Eukaryota; Fungi; Ascomycota; Eurotiomycetes; Eurotiales; Aspergillaceae
Product: CWC16 protein
Exons: 2
Coding region: 1-861 (286 amino acids)
Biological process (GO): mRNA splicing, via spliceosome
Cellular component (GO): U2-type catalytic step 1 spliceosome
Source: RefSeq, a predicted model, not a curated record